AUGAGCUUCCGCUUCCCCUAUCACGAAACUCCGUCGGAGAGCAGCUUCAACCGCGAGUUCAACGAUGCAGAGAAAGGCCAGCACGAUACUUCGGGAAUGGCACUUGUACCACUGAGCAAAGUCUAUGCAUCCGACAAAGCGAAUGGCCACCUUACAGCUUUCCCACCAACACAUGACGCUAACAUGGCGUCUGCCACCCAAUCGACCUCGUCUUUUCACAACUAUAGCAAAUCAGACUCCUCCUUACCAAUUCUCCCCAAGCAGAAAACCACGCCGCCGCCUCCAAAGAAACAAGAACCCAGAAAAAGUACACUAUUCUUCCUGUGGUUCAACACUGUCGGCCAGUUUCAAUAUGCGCAGGACCAUCUUGGUUCUAUGGUUCUGGGAAACUUGCUUUUUGCUAUCUUGAUGCGAAAUGAGUUGUUUUUCCGAAUACUAUAUAUGGCCUUCAUCUACGGACUGAGAAGUUGGGCGCCGCUGAGAAUGAAGUUGAUGGCAGCUUCGUUUCUGCAACAUGUUGGAGGUGUACACUCGGGUUGUGCACUCUCCGGUACUGCUUGGCUAGUGUAUUACAUCAUCCAGAUUCUCAGUCACCGCAGUAUCCGUGAACCUGCUGUGCUCAUCACUGGGAUAGUCACGGUUGUCUUCAUCAUAACAUCCGUGCUCAGCGCAAUCCCGUGGGUCCGGAAUAAUCAUCACAACAUCUUCGAGAGGUACCACCGAUUCGCAGGUUGGCUAGGCUUGGCUGCGACCUGGUCUUUCGUCGUUUUGAGCAACUCCUACGAUGCCAACAGUGGUAAAGACAAUUCCAAUGCGCAGUCCUUGAUCACUACAGAAAACAUCUGGUUUACCAUUUUCAUGACGAUCUUAAUCGCUCUCCCAUGGGUCACAAUUCGACAGGUCCCCGUCGAGGUAGAGAUACCAUCUACCAAGGUUGCCGUCCUCCGGUUUGAUAGGGGAAUGCAGCAAGGGCUUCUUGGACGCAUCGGCCGUUCCGCCUUGAUGGAAUACCACGCAUUCGGUAUCAUCAGCGAAGGACGCCAUUCCCCUUAUCAUUACAUGGUUUGCGGUGUCCAAGGCGAUUUCACCAAGAGCCUUGUUGCGAACCCACCAACAAAGAUCUGGACCCGAGAACUGAAAUUUGCCGGAAUCGGACACGCUUCUGCCAUGUUCAAAAGAGGUAUUCGCGUCUGUACGGGCACAGGUAUUGGUGCCGCUCUAUCAACAUGCAUCCAAAGCAAAAACUGGUUCCUCAUCUGGAUCGGCUCCGACCAGCUAAACACGUUCGGAUCGACAAUUUCACGGCUCAUCCACGACAAUAUCGAGCCUGAUCGAAUGAUUUUAUGGGACACCAAGGAACGCGGCGGUCGACCAGAUACAAUGCAGCUACUGAGAGAUACCUGGAACAAUUUCGGUGCCGAGGUCAUCUUCAUCACAUCCAACAUGAAGGGGAAUGAUGAAAUGAUGCAAGGAUGCCGUGAAGAGGGAAUGCACGCUUUCGGCACACUCUGGGACUUUUGA
This is a messenger RNA of Fusarium fujikuroi IMI 58289, 1521 nucleotides long. RefSeq names its product related to non-ribosomal peptide synthetase. Bases 1 to 1521 code for a protein of 506 amino acids. The transcript is spliced from 10 exons. The record is from RefSeq and is a predicted model, not a curated record. Lineage: Eukaryota; Fungi; Ascomycota; Sordariomycetes; Hypocreales; Nectriaceae.